Molecule: messenger RNA, 1329 nt
Organism: Zophobas morio
Lineage: Eukaryota; Metazoa; Arthropoda; Insecta; Coleoptera; Tenebrionidae
Product: WD repeat-containing protein 89
Exons: 6
Coding region: 86-1225 (379 amino acids)
Molecular function (GO): protein binding
Source: RefSeq, a predicted model, not a curated record
CGUGUCAUUACAAUAAAUGAUUUUGAGGUUAUGUGGAAAACUUGUUGAUAUCUGUGCAACUGACUGAACCCCCAGAAAACGGCACAUGAACACUAAUUCUCUGCGAAAGAUGCGAGAACUGGAAGUAGAGAAUAGCGAAAUCUCCGCUGAAGAAACCCAGUCUACUUCAGAUGAUGAUGGUGACACGUGCGAUGAAGACGAACUCAGCAAAAUUUUCAAAAAUUGUAGCCCAAUGGCAGAAAAAGUGGUGGCUCCCGAUAAAUACAUUCUACACAUCGCUGCAACCUUGGAAACUAAUCCGAACGCAGCGCUAAGUUUGUCCGAUAAUACAUGUGAAGUUUACAAUUUGAGCAAUAACCAGUUUGCCAAGUUGCACGUCUUUGCAGAACACACAGAUGUAAUUAGUGAAAUUAGAUUUUCUAGUGAAAAUAGUAAUUUACUCUAUACAGGUUGUGCUGAUGGACGUGUAAGAUUGUGGGAUUUGCGAACACCACGUGAAUGCAGUGUGGAAUUCAAAGAUACUACUGUGGGAAUUGGCAAAUUUGAAGAAAUCACGUGUUUCGAUGUUUCACCCAAUAACAUGCUGCUGGCAGCAGGAACAAACUUGUUUGAAGGUGACGCAUUCAUGUUGUUUUGGGACGUAAGAAAACAUUCUCUGUUGGGAGGGUACUGGGAAUCACAUACAGACGACAUAACGCAGGUGAAAUUUCAUCAUGAUGAUCCGAAUAAGUUGAUAUCAGGUUCUGUGGAUGGCUUGAUAAAUUUGUAUGAUCUCUCACAAAAUAAUGAAGAAGACGCAUUAAUAGAUUCAUUGAAUACAGAAUCUUCUGUGGAAAAACUCAGGUGGCUACAACACCAAGGAAAAGAUAUUGUUGGUUGCAUAACGCAUACCGCAGAUGUACAGCUUUGGCGUACUGAUGACGCGCAACCGUAUUGUCAUCUACAUAGGGCUGAAAUUGCCAAAGCGACCAAAAGAAAGUCAGAGGAGCACAUUUAUGUGGUGGAUACUUAUGCAACCACCAACAAUCUACUUGUUUUGGCUGGUUCGAAUUAUUGUGAUGGGGAGAGUUUUAGGGGAUUAUCAGUGGCGGGUAAAACAGUAGAGCCAACAUUUCGGUUUCUCAAUAAUAUGCAACGAGUACGUGCUUCAUGGUUUAAUUGUCAUACUGAUCUUCUACUAAGUGGUGGUGAGAAAGGAAUAAUUAAUGCAUGGAAACCAAGUUGAUGAAAACGUGUAAAAACAAACGAAAAAAUUGACUGAAUGUAAAAAUAAACUGUUAUUGCUUGUAGUAUUUAUGUAUCUUUUAACAUUAUAUUUUUUCAAAAUUG